AUGUCUGAAAGUGAUUCAUCAUGCUCGAGCGAUUCUGACGACUAUUCGUAUGAGCAAGAAAAAACCACAAAAAGAAAAUAUGUUUUUAAACAUGAAUAUUCGUAUUACAAGAAAAGCAAAAAGGAAUAUUUAGGAAUGCAAACACUUCUCGGAAGUCAACCAGAUGAAAUUAUUGAACAAAUACUAAACUUUAUGAAUUACAAAUCUUCGAUUCAAGCUUCGAGCGUUUCUCAACAAUUUAGAAGAGCUUGGAAACAAACUCCUCAUGGAAUAGUUUAUACCAUGGUCAUUCAAUUGAACUAUUCCUUUAAGAAACAUUCUUAUUCAUUGGAUGACAAAGUUGAUUGUAGAAAAUUUACAAAAGAAAUUGUUUUAGGAGUAAUGGAUCAAUAUAAAAGAGAAAAGAAGAAUUUAUUUCAUUUACGAAAGGCAGAUCGGCUAAUUAGUGAACUAAGAAAAACCAAAAAACAGUCAGAAAACUUUUCAAAUGCCAUUUCAAAAAUUACUGGAUUUGAUUAUGAAAGAACAAGCAAAAUGGACUAUGGAACACUUGUGUGUAAAGCUGCUGGCUUUGAAAUUGAAUUUGGAGAACUGGGAAUGGUUAGAUUUUGGGGAUGGGAUCCAUAUAGCAAGUAUGAAGAGGGUUCUUCCUAUCAUGGAAUAUCUGCAGAACUGAAAGGUUUAGAGUUAACAAAUGAAGAAUGGGAUAUAAUUAUUGGACAAGCAAGUGAUUAUAUUGAUUCAUGUCAAGAGUUUGAGGACUUUGACUAUUACGAUGAUAUGGGUAAAUCAGUAUUUACUGGGCAUGAAUUGGAAAUACCAUAG
Messenger RNA from Naegleria gruberi, 825 nucleotides. RefSeq names its product FBOX domain-containing protein. Bases 1 to 825 code for a protein of 274 amino acids. Gene Ontology annotation, molecular function: protein binding. The transcript has a single exon. Lineage: Eukaryota; Heterolobosea; Eutetramitea; Acrasida; Naegleriidae. The record is from RefSeq and is a predicted model, not a curated record.